AUGUCAAACCUCCAAGCUUCGCAUCUUUUCUCCGUUCAGGGCCGGGUCGCGGUCAUCACAGGCGGAGGUACCGGUCUGGGCCGUAUCAUAGCCCACGCGCUCGCCAUCAACGGUGCCUCGAAGAUCUUCGUUCUCGGUCGCCGAGAAGAGGCCCUCCGCGAGACGGCCACUCAAGCACAAGAUGGAGUCAUCAUCCCGGUCAAAUGCGACAUCACCUCAAAGGAGUCGUUGGAAUCAGCAUACCAGACUAUCGCAGCGCAGACUACCUACAUUGACAUCCUCUUCGCCAAUGGUGGUAUCGUGGGUCCGGGUAUGCGCCCGCCCCAGCCAAAGGCCGACGGAACUCCGCCGUCUCUAUCAGAAUUCCGCGAGGAGCUAUUCAACAUCCCAAUGGAGGAAUUCACGAAGGUCCUGGACGUCAACAUCACUGGCUCAUACUAUACUGUCCUGACCUUUUUGCCUCUGCUUGAUGCGGCCAACAGGAGACGACCCGCACCGCAGGUGGGUGUGCUUACUCCCCCCACGGCACAGGUCGUGAUCACCACCUCCAUUGCGGGUUUCAUCCGAAGAGCACCGUUCAGCUAUGCAUACAGUGCGUCCAAGGCCGGAACUACCCAUCUGGUAAAGAUGCUUUCUACUACUCUAUCCUCGUAUGAUAUUCGGGUCAAUGGUAUCGCGCCGGGGUUGUAUGACACCGAGAUGGCCCAUGAUGUUUUCACGCAGAUGGGUGCUCAGAGUGGAGGUAUCUCGGAGGGUUCAUUCCCAAGACCUAUGAUUCCUCUAACUCGGGCCGGUAGUGAGGAGGAUUUUGCUGGUUUGAUCCUUUGGCUGGCGAGCAACUCUGGUGGUUAUGUGAAUGGCGCUAUUAUGAUUACUGAUGGUGGUCGCCUCAGUGUGUGGCCGAGUGCAUACUAG
This is a messenger RNA of Penicillium daleae, 915 nucleotides long. RefSeq names its product SDR family NAD(P)-dependent oxidoreductase. The coding region runs from base 1 to 915 and encodes 304 amino acids. The transcript is spliced from 2 exons. The record is from RefSeq and is a predicted model, not a curated record. NCBI's taxonomy places the organism in Eukaryota, Fungi, Ascomycota, Eurotiomycetes, Eurotiales, Aspergillaceae. Gene Ontology annotation, molecular function: oxidoreductase activity.